AUGGAGUUCUUCAAAUCUGCUGUCGCCUCCGCAAUAUCCAAAGGACCACCGUUUCCCUACACCUUCGGCGACCAGGUGGACGUCGAUACCAGUAUCUGGACGCUGUACAAUGGAACCAAGCGCGAAGAUGGCUCGAACUGUAGCAUAUUCUCGUUCGAUGUCACUGCGAACAAACCCCGUCUGCCCAUGGCAAGAAACGCACUCAAGAAGCUGCGAACACUAAGACAUCCCGGAGUCAUAAAAGUGUUGGACACCGUCGAGACGGAGACGUACAUAUAUAUUGCUACCGAGAGGUUGGUUCCUCUGCGGUGGCACAUUAAGCGAAAGAGCAUGAGUACGGAGACUCUAAAAUGGGGUCUUUUUGGUGUUGCUCAAACGAUCAAAUUCAUCAACGACGAAGCAUCCUCAGUGCAUGGCGCACUGCGAGUCGGCUCGAUAUACACAAGUGAGAGCGGGGAAUGGAGAGUAGGAGGCUUUGAAGUGCUGAGCAGCAUGAAAGACGACGAAGCUAUAAUAUACAACUAUGGCAGCCUUGUGCCCGAUUCUGGAAGGUACACAGCUCCCGAGCUGGCGAAAUUGGGCUGGGAUACGAUCAAGAAGAAUCCUUUGACUGCAGUCGACGCCUACAAUUUUGGGACUUUGAUUUUCGAAGUUUUCAAUGGAGACUUCAUGGGAGGAGAUCAGGCCGGUCAGACCAAGAAUGUUCCUCCAAGCAUGCACUCGAGCUACAGGCGGUUGGUGAACAGUAAUCCUAAGGCCAGAGUCAGCGUGGGCAACUUUCUCGAGCAGGGUCGCCGAAGUGGGGGCUUUUUCAAUACCCCUUUGAUCAAACUUACUGAAGGUGUGGAUAAUUUGGGAAUGAAGAGCGAGGAGGAACGAGAGGAGUUUCUCAACGACCUCGACGAGCUUUCGGAUGAUUUCCCGGAGGACUAUUUCAAGAUGAAAAUCCUCCCUGAACUGCUCAAGUCUGUGGAGUUUGGCGGUGGUGGACCCAAGGUGUUCAACGUCGUAAUGAAGAUCAGCAAGAAACUCACCGACGAAGAAUUCGAUCUAAAGGUUACACCCGCAGUCGUGAGAUUGUUCAGUAGUCCUGACCGAGCAAUACGGGUUUCGCUAUUGGACAAUUUGCCGGUGAUGAUCAAUAGAUUACCACAGAAAGUGGUCAACGACAAGAUCUUUCCUCAGAUGGUAACUGGAUUCACGGACGUGGCCCCAGUGGUUAGAGAGCAGACUGUUAAGGCGGUGCUAACCAUCAUUUCAAAACUCUCCGACAGAACGAUCAAUGGCGAGCUGUUGAAAUACCUUGCUAAGACGUCGAACGAUGAGCAGCCUGGUAUCCGUACCAAUACUACUAUCUGCUUGGGUAAGAUCGCGAAGAAUCUCGGAGUCAGUAAUAGGGCCAAAGUUCUCAUCGCAGCCUUUACCCGCUCUCUUCGUGAUCCUUUUGUCCAUGCUCGAAAUGCUUCCUUGAUGGCAUUGGCGGCUACAUCAGAUUCCUUCAGUGAAGAAGACUGUGCCAGUCGCAUAUUGCCUGUGCUAUGCCCUUGCUUGAUAGACAAGGAGAAGCUUGUUCGGGAUCAAGCGAACAAGACAAUAGAGGCCUACAUGCAACGUAUACGGAGAUUCGCAUCCACGAUGCCUGAUUCUGUAUUACCACCCCCAACGACCGAAGUAUCAGCAGCUACUAUACCCCGUAUGAGCACGCCCAGUGCCAGCGACGCGGCUUCUUGGGCAGGCUGGGCUAUCUCGUCUUUCACAAACAAAGUCUCCGCCGCCGCAGGCGAGAUCUCAUCGCCCUCGAACGGCAACAACCUCUCUCGACCCUCGUCAGCACAAGGAUCCGAACCUCGUCGCCCAACUGGUAUGGCAUCCGCAUCAGCUCUCCAUCGGCAAGCCCUCGCCUCGCCCCCCGCAACCUCAGCACGCAACUCCACCUCCUCUAACGCUAUCGACUAUUUCAAUGACUCUGCGGCCGCAGGGGAUGAUAACGAGGCCGACGACGCAUGGGGUAACAUGGAAGAAGACAAUUUUUUCGACGCCCCUACCGAAGCGCCUAAAUCUAAAGUAUCAGCUAAACCGUUUGACGAUGACGGAGAACCAGACUUCGCGGGUUGGCUCGCUGCGCAGUCCGGGAAGAAGCCUGGCGCGAAGCCAUUACCGAAGGGUCUAGCGAAGCCGGCGCCUACGAAUGUGAGGCUAGCUGCUGUCGGGAGAGCUGCUACGACAGGCAGUAUGGGGUCAGCGACAGCGAAGAAGGCGCACGUUGCUUCGAAGCCGAAGCCAGUUGCGGCGAAGAAGAUAAAUACGGCGCCAAAAGAGACCGGAGAUGAAGAUGGGUGGGGUGACGGGUGGUGA
Drepanopeziza brunnea f. sp. 'multigermtubi' MB_m1 is the source of this 2355-nucleotide messenger RNA. RefSeq lists its product as uncharacterized. Lineage: Eukaryota; Fungi; Ascomycota; Leotiomycetes; Helotiales; Drepanopezizaceae. Gene Ontology annotation, molecular function: ATP binding; protein kinase activity. Gene Ontology annotation, biological process: protein phosphorylation; tRNA export from nucleus. Gene Ontology annotation, cellular component: cytoplasm. The record is from RefSeq and is a predicted model, not a curated record.